Molecule: messenger RNA, 486 nt
Organism: Lodderomyces pseudojiufengensis
Lineage: Eukaryota; Fungi; Ascomycota; Pichiomycetes; Serinales; Debaryomycetaceae
Product: glutathione peroxidase
Exons: 1
Coding region: 1-486 (161 amino acids)
Biological process (GO): response to oxidative stress
Molecular function (GO): glutathione peroxidase activity
Source: RefSeq, a predicted model, not a curated record
AUGUCAGAAUUUUUUGAUUUAAAUCCACUUGAUAAGACUGGCAAGCCAUAUCCUUUCUCAGAAUUGAAAGGCAAGGUCACCUUAAUCAUAAAUACGGCCUCCAAGUGCGGGUUUACUUCUCAGUAUGGCCAGCUAGAGGAGUUAAACAAGAAAUUCGAAGGUAAAGACGUACAACUUUUAGCGUUCCCGUGCAAUCAGUUUGGAAAUCAAGAGCCAGGAUCAAAUGAAGAAAUUGGUGAAUUUUGUCAACUUAAUUACGGUGUUACUUUCCCAGUAUUAGGAAAAAUUGAUGUUAAUGGAGAUAAAGCAGAUCCUGUUUACAAAUAUUUAAAAUCCCAAAAAUCAGGUUUAUUGGGUUUAAAUAGAAUCAAAUGGAAUUUUGAAAAAUUUUUAAUUGAUAAAAAUGGUAAUGUUGUUGAAAGAUAUAGUUCUUUGACUAAACCACUUGAUAUUGCUCCAAAAAUUGAAGAAUUAUUAAAAAAGUAG